This is a messenger RNA of Ceratosolen solmsi marchali, 902 nucleotides long. RefSeq names its product trypsin-1-like. Gene Ontology annotation, molecular function: serine-type endopeptidase activity. The record is from RefSeq and is a predicted model, not a curated record. The transcript has 3 exons. The annotation marks the transcript as partial. NCBI's taxonomy places the organism in Eukaryota, Metazoa, Arthropoda, Insecta, Hymenoptera, Agaonidae. Gene Ontology annotation, biological process: proteolysis.
AUAUCUCCCAAUACCCAAUAUUAUUAUAAUAUAAUCAUUUUAUAUUGUACAGAGUAUGGUAGGGUUGUGGCUUCGAUAUCGGACAGUCGAAUCGUCGAUGGUUACGACGCCAAGAUUGGAGAAUUUCCGCAUAUAGUAUCGUUGCAAUCAAGGCCGUGGGAUUCUCGUAUUUUGAAACACUUUUGCGGUGGAAGUAUUAUUAGAGCAAAAUGGAUUUUGACUGCUGGGCAUUGCGUCGGUUUAUUGCCUAACCCCGACGUAUUUGUCGUCAAGGCUGGAAAGUAUAAAAUCAAUAUGAAAGAGAUUACCGAACAAGUCGGUACAGUUGAGCAGAGCUUUGUUCAUAAAUUAUACCGCGGAUACAUCUUUAUUUAUAAAUACAGGGGCACGGCGCCAUAUGACAUAGCGUUACUAAAACUCCAUAAGGCAUUCAAAUUUAAUCAAUAUGUUGAUUUCAUCGACAUUCCCCAUCCGAAUGCAAAAACCUUUGGUAACGUUACCUUAGCUGGAUGGGGUUCCAUUUCCAAUUCACAAAGUCCCGAAUAUCCCAGUAAUUUACAAACCGCCAGAUUACCCAUUCUUGACUUUAAUACUUGCAACGAUACGAUUGUAAAAACACUGCAUCGAUCUCUAUUGCAUUCGACCAACAUAUGCACUGGAUCACCCGUAAAUGAAAUAGCACCAUGUAGCGGUGAUUCUGGCAGUCCUUUAAUGACCAUUAAUAAAGACUACAGUCAACUAGUCGGAAUUGUUUCCUGGGGCAUGAUUCCUUGCGGUAUGCCCGAUAUUCCGUCCAUCUACACUAGAGUAUCAGCAUUCGUUGAAUGGAUCGAAGAAACUAUUAGCAAAAAUUCUUAAUAUAAAGAUUUUCUUAUUUAAUUUCUAUUGCUGUUUUGCGAAUA